Molecule: messenger RNA, 3513 nt
Organism: Aspergillus novofumigatus IBT 16806
Lineage: Eukaryota; Fungi; Ascomycota; Eurotiomycetes; Eurotiales; Aspergillaceae
Gene: sha1
Product: putative calmodulin-binding protein Sha1
Exons: 4
Coding region: 404-3331 (975 amino acids)
Biological process (GO): establishment of meiotic spindle localization; spindle organization; mitotic cell cycle
Cellular component (GO): spindle pole
Molecular function (GO): protein binding
Source: RefSeq, a predicted model, not a curated record
UGUCUAACCGAAGAAAACCGAAUGGAAGUCAGUCUGGCUGCCUCAGAAGUCAGGUACGAAUGUGUUGCCUGGGCAACCGCUUCCCGUCAACAGUCCAGGCCUCGCGUUUCCAUACAUUAUUUCGUUCCAUGAAACUACCAUAGAUCUUGACCAUUUAUCUUUAUCUCUAUUUCUUAUGACCAGCAAUUUGUUAUCGGAGUCUUAUAUUAUCGAGUGUCUCUUAUCGUGCCUGUUAGAUUCUCUUGUUAUUAUCUUUCCCACCAAGUCGACGCCUAAAACCGCCUCGAUUAAGUACAAUCUCCGAGAAGUGUCAAGCGCACUAGGACUAAUAAGCUUCUAAGACCAGACAUUGGUUACAUUCUUUAAGGCUAUCUGAUGGUAUAAUUUCAGAACAACAGCCAUCAUGUCUGGUCUAUUGCAGGAAGUUGGGACUCCUUGUCCGAUAAAGUCAAGGAAUUCGAGGAACAGUGAUAAAACCCAUACAUUUGAUAGCUCGUGGGAAGGAAGCUUGGAAUGUGGCGACGAUACUGCCAGCCUCGAUUUUACCACUGCGAUCAAAAACAGUACAUUGAUUGGAGUCAAGCCCAAGCGAAGGGUGAAGACAGGAACAUCGUUCGCAAUCCACGAUGAGAACGAAGAGAGACCUACACACGCAGUGCCGAAAGGAAAAAGAGAGAGCACAAUCACAGCUAGAGUUCCAGGCCGCAAAUCCUCAUUGCUUGCCCAACCAGCCCAUAGAUUCCGCCCGAAAGUCAGCUUCGUCUCGAGUUCGCCAUCCACACCACCGCUCCAGCAAGCAGAAGUCAAGCACCAGAGACAGAACAUAGAUGCCGGUGCAGAGACGAACAGGUCACUACUAAUGCGAAUCAGUGGCGAAGGAGACAAAGAUGAACAUAAAGAUAGACUCAAACGAGAUGUGCGCCGCAAUACGUCUGACAACCUCAAUCAUUAUGUUCCAGAGGACACAGAGAUCAAUAGCCUGGAAUCACAAAUUGCGCGGAAACGACAAGCGAAGAAGGCACUGGCCUCGGAUCGAAAGACUCCGCUGCAACCAAGUUUUCAAGUGGCUCAACGAAGUGCCAUAAACAUCGAUAUCGCUGGCAAGAAUACUGGGAAAGAGAAUAUACCUCCAGGGGCAAUGCUCUUCAAUUCCAAGGACAAAGGUCCCCGCAAAUCGAAUACGGAAGAAAAAUUAAGCUCAAAAUCGCCCAGGGCCUUAUCAGACAAACCUCGACCUUUUGCAAACCCUAUGACGAAGCCACUGACGAAGGCGUCCACCUGCCAAGAGCUAAGAAAACCAGUGCUUAGUGAGAAACGGUAUAAUGCUAGGGCAUCUGUAAACGGCAUCGGCAGUAAAAUGGACGGUAUCGUCAGAAGCAGCUCGAGACUUGAAGGCGCCGUUCUGUCCGCUUCCAGGAGAACACCCCUUUCGAAUGCGCUCAAACAGUCCAAAACAUACAAAUCCAGCGCAUCGCUAAUUGAGAAAGAGACGGCAAUGACUGAUUUUGCACUCAUAUCCGACGAUAUUGUCAACCCAGCGAUGUAUGAGGACCAUUGGCUUGCGCAUCAGGAGAUAGUAAUCACGCAGUUAAUCAACCGGUUAUUCGAUCAAACGGACGGUCAGAUGAGAUAUGAUGACCCUGCAGCACGCAGACAUGAGCUUCUUCAACUGUAUCAAAGCGGACCUUUUGUCGAACUUCAUAAGCGAUUGCAAGCGUCGUUGACCUAUGGCUCUCUCAGUAUACCAAAAGAUGCUCUAACACAAACAAGGCGUUUGAAACAUGACUUGGGUAUGAAGCGGAACUUCUUGGAUAUUUGGUUGGAAACGUACGACCUUCGAGCACUGAGAGCCGCUGCCGAGACGGUUACCGGAAGAAGAGUUGAAAAUGAGUCCCUCGAUGGGGAUCCCCAUCAUUCCUCGAUUGAAACGACUGCAGAUAAGGAAAAAAUUCUCAGACGAAAACUGGAACGAUUCUUGGAUGUCUUCUUGGUGCAAAAUAGAGAUAUGGAUCGUGAUUCACUGGAUCUUAGCCAUUCAGGCUCAGAUACGAUUUCCCAAGCCUAUCGUCGUACAGUCCUCCGGAGUAUCAUGAUUGUCAUUCUUUUGGAUAAGGCGAGAUUGUGUCCAGGGACAAUGCUUCCAGGUUGCCUUUUUAGGUCCUCCUCAUCUUUCAACAUCGGGGACAUUUUGAAAUCACUCAAACAUUUGGACUGUCACCUGUCAUAUGAACAGCACCAACUGCAAGAGUACGAGUACCGAAUGAAUAAUCUUGCGGUUGACCUCAGGGACGGUGUGAGAUUGACUAGGAUUGUGGAAUUGCUCCUUUAUCCGUCAGCAGGGGCCGUAGGGGAAUCAGUGCCACUGCUGGACAAUGAUCAAUGGCCGCUAUCGAGACGUUUAAAAUUCAGCUGCUCGAGUCGCACAGUGAAGAACUUCAAUGUACAGAUUGCUUUGGAUGCCUUAAGGUUGACAACUGGUGCUGCGCCGCUUGUUCGUGACGUGCACGCCGAAGACAUAGUCAAUGGCCAUCGCGAGAAGACGAUUGCGUUGCUAUGGGGGCUGGUCAGUAGAUGGGGUCUUUCGGAGCUCAUCGACUGGGAUGACGUGAGGAAAGAGAUUGACAGACUGAGGCAGAAAGCUACAUCACAGCUCGGAUACGAACAGGUCAACGACGCAAAUUUGUUUAAGGAGAAGAGCCCUAAUGACGAAAUAGAAGGCGGCGACGAAGCUACUCUACUGCUCAAGGAAUGGGCAACCACCUUGGCGCAUCUGAGUGGCCUCCGGUUGGAGAACCUCAGCACAAGCUUUGCGGAUGGAAAGAUCUACGAGGCUAUAGUGAACGAGUACGAAGUAUAUAUCCUGGGCAAUGUCGCAUCAAGUCCUGGCCGAAAGGCAACUUCGUUGGCAACCCGUCUACGAGCACUUGGUUGCAGUUCUCAGUUUGCGAACCUCGUUUCUCCUAGCAAUUCCCGCAAGGCACAUAUCUUCGACAGCAGUUUUACGGUUGGAGGGCUCGCCUUCCUCUGCUCUCGACUACUUUCGUCGACCAAACGAGCUCGAGCUGCUAUAGUGCUCCAAAGUGCAUGGCGACGCGUCCUCGCACACCGAGAAGCUCACCGAAUAAGUGUGGCGAGGAGUCUGGCACUGCAAUGCGCAGCGGUCGUGCAGACAAGGGAUCGGCUGCUUCGGGCCAAAGCGAUCAUCCUGCGAUGGUGGAGGAGAAUGGGAGAGCAAAGGCAGCAACGUAGCAAGAUGGGCAGUCUAUCAGUUAAGCAUCUCCAGGCAGCGACACAGGCGCGUCGACGUGGCCAUGGAAGGACGCGUGUCUAGCAGAUGGCAGGGGAGCAGAGGCUUCAAGCCAUUUCCGCUAUUGGGAGUUUUGGUAUUCUUAGGGGUCACGAUUUCUUUUCCUGCAUAUGCUUUGGGCGUCUGUCGAUCUGGCAUUGGCAGAUGAAUUACUGUACAGCAUCUAUAUUACGGGUAGUCUAUGAAACGAGUACACCUGUUGCAGC